UGACCCCUUAACCUAAUUGUACUUUGUCCCUAAAUGUUGUGUGUUCUUAACGGAAUUUAAGCAAUGAACUGCCUUGGGUGUUCCCUGGGCGCGGCUCAUCCUGCAGUCUGAAAUGUUGUAGCUUUAAUAUUUUUAUUUUUAUUUGCCCAGGACUGUCUGUGAUGAGCCGAGCCCCGCUGAUAAGCUUUGUCGUCUCAAAUGCCCUUGCAAAGAUUAGAAAUUGUCUCUGUAGUUUCGAUUGUUUAGUUUCGAAUAUUUUAUGUCUUUUUAUGUGAUUCAUCUUAAGCAGUAUUCAAUUCGGAAAGUACGCAAAAUGAUUUAUAAACAAAGAGUUGAUAGUAACAAAGAAAUGAAAUGAUAGUAGCUUUAAGCAGUUAAUGCAGGAGUAUAAGUAGAUAGGUUUUCUCAAAGAAACUAAACUCCCCAACAUGACAAUACUUUAAAAGUCAAAUAAAAACUCUGAACAAAAAAGAAGAAAAAUAUAAAAUACCAUAAAAAUAACACUACUAAACACAACGACGAACACAGAAUGGAUGAGGAUGAUUUUGAUUACCUGCCGCGUGGGAACACCAACAGAUUGAGCGUACCAAAUGACCCGGCCUUACUAGCCGUGUAUGAGCUCUACAAGACUCCCCUGACUGCCCAUCGUCAACUCGUUUCCGAGCACAACCGGGAUACCUUCGCCGAGGCACUGAAUGGCUCCGGCCAAGUGCCCACUUUGUCGGAUCUAUGCGUUCGGCAGCUGGCGAAGUGUGGCAAUGCUCACGUGCCCGCUGCUGUGCGCAAGGACCCGCUGAAGAUGCGCAUCCACUACGAUUCGCUGGACGUAGAACUGCCCCUGCGUGAGUGCUACUACGUGGAGGAUGUGAGCUACUGGAGGCGCGUGGUGCUGGCCAAGUGUUCGGACACUUGUCUUGUGAUGAAGGGCUUAAACGAUUACGAUUGGCGCGGCAAGGGAUUGAGCCUUAAGUACGUGGAGCUGGUCGAGGCCUGCCCUGCCGCCCUCUGGCCAGAGCAGGAGAUGUCCCAGCUGGCCGAGCUGAUUCAGGAUCACGUGCGCUCCAUGGACAUUCGCCAUCUGCAGUCGCUGACGGAGUAUGCCUUCCGGAAGGUGGGACACGAGGAGGACGACUCGGAACCAGACAUCACCUCCGAGGAGUCCGUUGGGAUUCAAAUAUCCAGCGAUGAGCCUAUGACCCCGCAAGAUGGUGUCGAGGAGGAGGGCGAGGAGGAGGAGCGUGGCUCGCACUCUCCCUCGGUGCAAUCAAAGGUCAUUGGCUUCAACACAAAGUUUAUGGUCGACUUCUCGGACGACGAAGAAGCCUCCGGCGGUGAGCGGCGAAAGCGUCGGCAGGAAAGGAAUGCCGCCCGCCAGCGGCUGAGAGAUCUGAAGGCCGCCAAGGAGGCGGAGCACGAGGAGCGGCGGCGUCGACGCUCUGAGGCACGGAAGUCCAAGGAACCUGAACCGCGCAAGAAGAGGAAGCGAAAACAGCGCAUCGAAGGCACCUUCGACAUCCGAGUGGAGCCAGAACCGAAUGACGGUGAGGACAAGGUGAUGGACAUGCGCAACAAGCAGCGCUAUCUGCGGCAUCUGCAGCAAAUAAAUUUUUCGGAGGAUGACUGCACCCACAUCGAUCUCAGCUUCGUGCGCCACUUUGUCAACCUGGUCUCACUGAACCUGGAGUUCCUGGGCCCAGCUGUGGGCAGGGACUACCACCAGCGGCACGCGCUAUUCUCGAUUAAGGACAUGGUUCGCCUGGCCCGUGGAUUAGCAGCUCUGACGCAGCUCCAAAUUUUCCGGCUACGCAACAGCCGAUUAAAUAACUUUAAGCUGUAUACUCUGUGCCGAGCUCUGCGAUUGCUGCCCCAGUUGGAGGUGGUGGACUUUGGCUACAAUCAGAUGACCGACGAUUGCGGCCCCGAACUGGGAAUCCUGCUGGAGCGGCCCCACAUGCUGAAGUCCCUCGAGCUGGAAUACAAUCGUUUGGACUCGCGCGCCAUGGCAGCCAUUGGCGAGGCACUGCAGCGACCAAGCGUAACCAGGCUGGAGUAUCUGGGAUUGGCCCACAACAAGAUGAGCGGCGAUUCGCUGGCCAUCCUGUGUAAUCGCAUCAAGGGCACCGAGCACGUGGAGGAGCUAAAUCUGUCGGGGAUCGACGCCAGUCCUCGCACCUUUGUGGACGAAAUCAGUGAGCUGGUGCGUCAUCAUGAUCCGCUUCGCCGGCUCACAAUGGUGGCCAUUCCCUUGGGCUACAAGCUGGGCACCAGAUUGAUCUGUGCCCUAAGCGCCAACAAGAAUAUAAUCCAUUUCGAUUGCCGUGACUGCGAUUUGGAUGAGGACGAAGAGCUGGAUGCCGAUAUAAUAGUUAGGCGGAACGCCUCCUUCAGUGAAUACACCUUCAUUUCGGAUACUGAGCGUUUCCCCAGCAUGACCGAUGUGCUGGAGUACGCGAAGACGCUGAAGCAUCCGAUGGUGCAAAGGAUCGAGGACGACAUGGCGAGGAGGAAGGAGUGCAUCCGACACUAUCCGCCACCAAUGCCCAGUGUCCUCAGUUUAAGGCCACAGACACUGGUGGUGGAGGAGUCGGAGUACGACAUUUGGAAGGUGCUCGGCAUCACCACAAAGGCGACCACGAUUGCAACUCCACCUGAAGAGAUGGUGAGGAAGGCGAGUUCAUCUUCGGUACUCAACAAGGAACCAUUUAUUUACGAACCCAACGAAUUUACCCUGGACGAGUUUCGAGAGCACGUAUAUCUGGCCGGGCCAUCGAAUAGGCACUCCUACUUUGUGAAACAAAGACAAUCGGUCCUAUAACCUUUUCGGGGAUUAUUAUUACCCACCAAAAUUCAAUGUUAUCAUAGCUCUAAAUAUAGGAAAUAAUAAUAGUGGAACUUUAAGUCGCACUGGAAUGCAAGGAGUGUAGAAAAUGUAAAUGAAAUACAACAACACAUAACAUAUUAAAUAUAUAAUUUUUUUUAA
Messenger RNA from Drosophila biarmipes, 2980 nucleotides. RefSeq lists its product as uncharacterized. The transcript has a single exon. The record is from RefSeq and is a predicted model, not a curated record. Bases 530 to 2815 code for a protein of 761 amino acids. Gene Ontology annotation, biological process: epigenetic regulation of gene expression; meristem structural organization; response to DNA damage checkpoint signaling. NCBI's taxonomy places the organism in Eukaryota, Metazoa, Arthropoda, Insecta, Diptera, Drosophilidae. Gene Ontology annotation, cellular component: nucleus.